GACCUGAGUCGUCCUCAGUCGACGUGGGACACUGGCGACAGUAACUCCCAGCCGGGGACAUGUUGGUAACUCGUUCCUGACAGUGGCCGCGCCGGCGGAUCCUUCUUUCAAUAGAGAAUCCUUCCUGGUGGAACGUGACGCGUGAAACUUCGCACGGAUAAUAAACGCGGGCUGAAUUUGAUCACGGAAAAUGAGGUUCUCCCGGUGCGUUGGAUUAUUGGUCGCCCUAUCUCUGGCCACAGGAACACGUCAAGCAACCACUUUCGGCGAGAAGGUGAAAAACUUCUUUGGAAUUUUUGGUAACAAACCACCGUCUGCCUUGGAAGCACCUGGACCAUGUUACUGUAGCUGCGGCUUACGAAACGAAGAAAGUCGAAUAGUCGGUGGUCAAACGACUCGUAUGAAUGAAUUCCCAUGGAUGGCCCGGCUUUCGUAUUUGAACAAAUUUUACUGUGGCGGAACGUUGAUUAAUGAUCGCUACGUUCUCACUGCGGCUCACUGUGUUAAAGGUCCCGUUUUUAGGUUCAUGUGGUUCAUGAUCAAGGUUACGUUCGGUGAACACGACAGGUGUACCGAGACAGGGUCUGAGACCAGAUACGUGGUCAGAGUGCAAACUGGUGAUUUCAGCUUCCUAAAUUUCGAUAACGACAUCGCUCUUUUACGGCUGAACGAAAGAGUACCUUUCGGCGACACUAUAAGGCCAAUAUGUCUGCCAUCCCAAAGAGAUAAGGAUUACACUGGGACAAAAGCAAUCGCGUCCGGUUGGGGUACCUUGCACGAGGAGGGAAAGCCAUCUUGCCUGCUGCAGGAAGUCGAGGUACCGGUUAUGAGCCUUCAGGACUGCCGCAACACAAGCUACAGUCCACGUAUGAUCUCUGAUAACAUGAUGUGCGCUGGAUAUCUCGAUGGCCAGAAAGAUUCUUGUCAGGGUGACAGCGGAGGACCGCUCAUAGCCGAACGCGAAGACAAGAAAUACGAGCUUAUAGGUGUAGUAUCCUGGGGAAAUGGAUGUGCUCGAGCAGGAUAUCCUGGUGUUUACACAAGAGUCACUCGAUACAUAGACUGGAUAGUUUACCACUCGCGAGAGGGAUGCUUUUGCGAACAAAAUUAGGAUCGGAGUUGUGGAAAGCAAUAGAUUUUUCUCUGUAUUAUAUUAAUUAUCCUUGUAAAGAAAGAAUUGCACAGGAAUAAAUACAAGUAUUUCUACUUGUAUUAAAUAUUCACGUAGAAAAUAAUUUCUACGCAAAAAUUUAUUGACUUUUGACAAAUAUCAUUUUGAAAACAUACUCAGAUGUAAGCAAUGUCCGAUUCGAACCUUUAUUUAAGUAAGAAUUACUUAAAAAGUAUGUGAAAAACGGACAAAGAUUUGUGGUUUUGCCGCAGAUUAUUCGACACUCUCAUUUAUCAAGUCAAUGUAUCAUAAAAAUUAAUAAUUAACAGUUUCUUAAAUAACA
This is a messenger RNA of Frieseomelitta varia, 1454 nucleotides long. Its product is annotated as trypsin-1. The coding region runs from base 191 to 1111 and encodes 306 amino acids. Gene Ontology annotation, biological process: proteolysis. Gene Ontology annotation, molecular function: serine-type endopeptidase activity. NCBI's taxonomy places the organism in Eukaryota, Metazoa, Arthropoda, Insecta, Hymenoptera, Apidae. The transcript is spliced from 6 exons. The record is from RefSeq and is a predicted model, not a curated record.